Molecule: messenger RNA, 426 nt
Organism: Penicillium hordei
Lineage: Eukaryota; Fungi; Ascomycota; Eurotiomycetes; Eurotiales; Aspergillaceae
Product: YybH family protein
Exons: 1
Coding region: 1-426 (141 amino acids)
Source: RefSeq, a predicted model, not a curated record
AUGAUAGUGUCGUCACCUGACACCGAAGCUAUCUCCACUGUCCUUCACGCCUACGGGGCGGCUCUAAAAGCCCGGAAUGUGGAGGAGGUACUGGCACUUUACACCAAAGAUGGUGUCAUUAUGCCUCCGCAUUUCCCGGCGAGUGCGGGCGUCGACUCUCUACGCGCAUCGUAUACGCGCAUUUUCUCAACAAUUGAGCUGGUCAUCACUUUCCAAAUCGAGGAAAUUGUUAUGAUGUCUCCAGAGUGGGGGUUCGCCAGGACGACGGCUGAGGGUACCAAAACGAUACUCGCCCUGAACGAGUCGGAGCCACACGCGAACCAGGAAUUGUUCAUCAUGAAGAAGGAAAAUGGCAAGUGGGUGAUUGCUAGAUAUGCCUUCUCAACCAUGAAACCGCUGGUUCAGCACGGGAUCCAGAGGAGCUGA